AUGAUAUUACAUGCAGCCCAGUCGGCCACGUACGAAUUCAUGAGCACAGACGAGUGUCCGAUUGACAAGUGUUUGCAAGCAGCCAAUCGAGGCCUGCAAUUGUGUGACGCCGGGGUGGAAGACUGUGAGAAUACGAACACGACCUAUCGAUGUCGUCGUGGUGUCCCGUUGCUAGAUGAAUGUAACGAAAUCAGUGAAGGUAAGUCGAUACACAGGAGCCUGGUCGUAAAACGCCGGUGA
Molecule: messenger RNA, 240 nt
Organism: Echinostoma caproni
Lineage: Eukaryota; Metazoa; Platyhelminthes; Trematoda; Plagiorchiida; Echinostomatidae
Source: the annotation of a GenBank genome assembly